CUUUAUAAAAAAGCGGCCAAAUCACAAAAUCUCAAUCUCUCUCUCCUUUUUGUUUGUGUUCUUCCAUUCCUCCUCUCUCAGCAAUAUGGCUCAGCAGAAGGUGGUCCUGAAGGUUCUGACCAUGACCGAUGACAAAACAAAGCAGAAAGCCAUUGAAGCUGCCGCUGAUAUUAUUGGGAUUGAUUCGAUCGCCGCGGAUCUAAAGGACCAGAAGCUAACAGUGGUAGGACUGAUGGAUCCGGUGGCCGUAGUGAAGAAGUUGAAGAAGGUUGGUAAGGUGGACAUAGUAACUGUCGGACCAGCCAAGGAAGAGAAGAAAGAUGAGAAGAAAGAUGGAAAGAAGGAGGAUAAAAAAGAAGAAAAGAAGGAGGACAAAAAGUAAAAUAUAGUUACCAAAUUUUAUCCCUCAUGGCAGUUAUGUGUUUUAUUUUUACUUUUUUUUUGUCAUAUAGUUAUGUAUAAUGUUUUGUUUAAUUUCAUGGGAUUGGGAUGUAAAUAAAAAGGGCAAAUGGAUGUACUUUGAUAAUAUUAAGCAAAUAAUUAAGCAAAUGGCUUCGGUAGAGAGGUUAGAUUUUUUUAUAUAUGAUUUAUUUUAAUUUGAUUUUAAUUA
Messenger RNA from Malus domestica (apple), 610 nucleotides. Its product is annotated as heavy metal-associated isoprenylated plant protein 39-like. Lineage: Eukaryota; Viridiplantae; Streptophyta; Magnoliopsida; Rosales; Rosaceae. Gene Ontology annotation, molecular function: metal ion binding. The record is from RefSeq and is a predicted model, not a curated record.